This is a messenger RNA of Acanthosepion pharaonis, 1872 nucleotides long. NCBI's taxonomy places the organism in Eukaryota, Metazoa, Mollusca, Cephalopoda, Sepiida, Sepiidae. The record is from the annotation of a GenBank genome assembly.
AUGCUGUUUACUAAUAUCUCCUCUCUCUAUCGUUUUCUCACACUUUCUUUUUCUCUUUUCUACCCCCCUUUUCAUCUUUCCUUCUCUCUCUCUCAUCUUCUUUUCUCUUUCUUCUUUUUCCUCUUUUUUUCUUCUUCUCUUCUUUUUCCUCUUCCUCUCUUCUCCUUUUUCCUCUCUUUUUCUUCCUCUCUUCUUCACUCUCUCUCCUUCUUCCUCUCUUCUUCACGCUCUCUCUCCUUCUUCCUCUCUUCUUCACUCUCUCCUUCUUCCUCUCUUCUUCACUCUCUCUCCUUCUUCCUCUCUUCUUCACUCUCUCCUUUCUCUCUUCACUCUCUCUCCUUCUUCCUCUCUUCUUCACUCUCUCCUUCCUCUCUUCAGUCUCUCUCCUCCUUCCUCUCUUCACUCUCUCUCCUCCUUCCUCUCUUCACUCUCUCUCCUCCUUCCUCUCUUCACUCUCUCUCCUUCUUCCUCUCUUCUUCACACUCUCUCCUUCUUCCUCUCUUCUUCAUUCUCCUUCUUCCUCUCUUCUUCAUUCUCUUUCCUUCUUCCUCUCUUCUUCACUCUCUCCUUCCUCUCUUUACACUCUCUCCUUCUUCCUCUCUUCUUUACUCUCUCUCCUUCUUCCUCUCUUCACUCUCUUUUUCUUCCUCUCUUCUUCACUCUCUCUCCUUCUUCCUCUCUUCUUCACUCUCUCCUUUCUCUCUUCUUCUCUCUCCUUCUUCCUCUCUUCUUCUCUCUCCUUCCUCUCUUCCUCUCCUCCUUCCUCUCUUCCACUCUCUCCUUCUUCCUCUCUUCACCUCUCUCCUUCUUCCCCUCUUCUUCUUCACUCUCUCCUUCUUCCUCUCUUCUUCACUCUCUCUCCUUCUUCCUCUCUUCUUCACUCUCUCCUUCUUCCUCUCUUCUUCACUCUCUCCUUCUUCCUCUCUUCUUCAUUCUCUUUCCUCCUUCCUCUCUUUACACUCUCUCCUUCUUCCUCUCUUCUUCACUCUCUCUCCUUCUUCCUCUCUUCUUCACUCUCUCUCCUUCUUCCUCUCUUCUUCACUCUCUCUCCUUCUUCCUCUCUUCUUCACUCUCUCCUUCUUUUUUCUCUCUUCCUCUACUCUUCUCUCUUUAAUUUCAGUGAAUGUUGGGGGAAUAGGGAUAUGUAUGAAUCAAAAGUAUAUUGUAGAAAUCUCUCUUUCUCUCUCUCUUUUCCUUUCUCUCCUUUCCAUCUUUAUCUUCCUUCCCUCCUGCUAUUUAUCUUUCUUUCUCUUUCUCUCAUCAUUUUGUAGAAAUCCUCUCCUUUUUCUUUCUCUCAACUUCUUUUUUAUCUUUCCUUCUCUCUCUCUCUCUCUCUCUCUCUCUCUCUCUCUCAUAAAUCUGCCUCUCUUUUUAUUUAUUUCUCUUCCCCCCCCACUCUCUCUCUCUCUUUAUCUUUCCUCCACCUCUCUUCUCUCUCUAAUAUAUGUUCAUGUGCAAAGUAACUCUUUCUUUCUCUCUCUUUCUCUCCCACCCUCUUUAACUUCCCUUCCUCUCUUUCUCCCUCAUAUAUACCUGUCUCUCUUUUUCUUCAUCUUUCUUCACACUCUCUCUUUAUCUUUACCUUUCUCUCUCUCUUGCUUUAAUGUAUGUCUAUGUGUGAGGGUAAAUUUGGUUAGGUAUAAAUCUUGUACAUACUUAUCAUCAUUUUAUUUCAUCUCUCUCCAUUCACUCUCUUUAUCUUUGUUUGUCUCUCUCUCUUCAUAUCUCUUUUUUUUCUAUAAUGUAUGUUUAUGUAUGAGGGUAAAUUUGAUUAUGUAUAAAUCUUGUAAAUAUUUUUCUCUUUUUUUCUUUAUCUCUUUUUCCCCUCUCUUUUUUCUUUUUUUCUCUUUCCUUAUUUACCUUUCCAUCUAA